Cryptococcus deneoformans JEC21 is the source of this 1570-nucleotide messenger RNA. Its product is annotated as expressed protein. NCBI's taxonomy places the organism in Eukaryota, Fungi, Basidiomycota, Tremellomycetes, Tremellales, Cryptococcaceae. Gene Ontology annotation, molecular function: transmembrane transporter activity. The transcript has 5 exons. Gene Ontology annotation, biological process: transport. The record is from RefSeq and is a predicted model, not a curated record. Bases 41 to 1513 code for a protein of 490 amino acids.
CAUCUACACAUCUACCUCUUCAAGCGAAUAUGUCGCCAUAAUGUCUGUCGCGCAUAUAGCAGACAGCAAAGGCGUCCAGGGACCCGCAAAAUGGUCGGCUGUCAAGAACGCAGUGCAGUUCUCUGCUGCUGCCAAGGAUAAGAACAGAAGAAACCAAACAGACACCUUGCCAGUGUCGACCACGUCUACCUCGGUUUCUGCGGCCUUUGCUAGAUCUUUGGUGCUUUUUACCGGCUUUCUAUUUAAACGGCCGUCAAAACUGUUCAGACCAAACAGAGUGGAUACCUGGUUGGGUCUAAGGCAAUUAGCUCUGUCAACUGAACAAACUAUAUCCCCAGCUUUCAUCAGAUCCCUUCUUAGACAAAAAGCUGGUAUAAUUGCGGUGACCCUGACGAUCCUUCCUCCAAUGCUGGUUAACGCAACGCUAGGCUUCCUGCUAUUCACGUCCCAUUCCCUCUUCACUCUGGGGCUCUCUCGGUUAUCAUUCUUCCAGAGAAAGAUCGAAAUGGAAGAUGGGACGGAAGUCGACGAGGAAGAAGAUAUCAAUCUGGAAACAUUGAUCAGGGGUCCUUCAAUCAUUCCAAAUCAUCCGACGAUUUUGUCUGCGAUUGCUGGGGCGGGCGCAGGACUCGUGCAGGGUGCUGCCUUUACGCCAGUAGAGAAUGUUGUACGUUUCCUUCACCAAUCUGCCACAUCUUGGGCUACACUUCUCGCCCGUCUUGUCCAUUUGCCCGUACCCGAAGUACCCAAUGCAUUCGAAGGGAAACAACCGGCAACGCCUAUGCAAGCCAUCAAAAACUUGUUUGCAAGUGAAACUUGGAGGAAGAAUAGGAAUUGGUGGACUGGAUGGCGAUGGGUGGUGGCUCGUGACGCACUGAGCUAUAGCUGUUUCUUUGCCGCCUUUGAUGUUACGCGCCGCGUGGCUCUACGAGUAAAAGCCCUGUUUGGGGGUAAUAUUGAGCAUGGUUGGGAAAACAUAUUUAUUAUCGAAUUCCCAGACGAUCAUCCGCAAAGUGCAUCCCCAUCAAUCUCCAACUCUCCUGCCAAAUACCGCCCGGAUUCCGAUCAGCCCCAAGCGCCCACUAUUGCCCGUGUCGCGCAAGCAACAACCAUCGUCACUGGGGGCAUUAUUGCGAGCUAUCUCGCACAGAUGGCUGGGAGGCCGCUUAGGACUUGUCAAAGGAUCAUGAUGCUUGACGAAAGGGAGAGGAUGCGUGCCGAAAAAGCACAAGGACGAGCUCAAGCUGGCGGAGCAGGAAGCGUUUCGAGCUCAAAUAGCAGCAAUACUUUGAGACGGGGCAAACCUCAUCCAAUACUUGAAGUUCUCCGAACUAAGGGUAUCCGCCCCUUCAUUCAUUCAGAAGGACUGUUGCAGUCAGCACCGAUGAAAGAGGCUUUUCAGCAAGAGGGCAGGCUGGUGAGGACGAUGAAAAGUGUCGGAUGGAAGAUGGCCGCCAUGGGUCCGUGGGGUUUUGGAUUCCUAGUGUGGGCUUGGGUUGGUGGAGAAGUAUGAGAUCAUCAAUUGCUACAAAUCAACAUUGCAAAACGAUACCCUGCAGAAUUAUACCAU